This is a messenger RNA of Didymosphaeria variabile, 729 nucleotides long. RefSeq lists its product as uncharacterized. Lineage: Eukaryota; Fungi; Ascomycota; Dothideomycetes; Pleosporales; Didymosphaeriaceae. Bases 1 to 729 code for a protein of 242 amino acids. The transcript has 4 exons. The record is from RefSeq and is a predicted model, not a curated record.
AUGUCUUCGUCAAAGCCUUCCGGAGAGGUGGUGGAUGGCAAUCUCGAAUAUGAUGGUCGUGUCAUUAUAUACAUUCUCAAAGCGGAUCAAACCAACUACAUCAACUACAUCAAGCCUUUGAUUCUUGCCGAAGAGCUAAAGUUUCCACAUGUCCUCUCUAUCAUCGAUACCAAAGAUGAGUGGUAUUACAGCAUUCAUCCCGAACGUUACGUCCCUGCAUUGCGUGAUAGGGAUCCAGAAACGAACCAAGAUAUCGUCGUUUUCGAGAGUACAGCCUGUUUGCAAUACCUUGCAGAGAGGUUCGACAGCGAAGGUUCAUGGACCGGUCGAACGGCAUGGGAAAAGGCUGCUGUGAUGUCUUGGACAGCCUAUGAAACAGCUGGCUUAGGUGCAACGGCAAAGUACUGGCUUUACUUCCUGAAAGGCUUUCCGAAUCGGCAGAAGCCUGAGCCACCCAUGAAAGCUGUCGAAAAGUUACACGCAAACGUGCUAACGCAAUGGGACAUCAUGAACAAGCGCCUCUCAGUGCCCAACCAGCUUUACGUGGCUUUACCAGAUCGCCCCACCAUUGCCGACCUCUCGUAUCUCCCCUUUGCCAUGCCUUGGAUGUUCACGUUCCUUGGUGUUGACAUUAAGGAUUGGCCUUACAUCCAAGCCUGGAGCGAACGUAUGGCGGAACGGCCUGCGGUGCAAACGAUACUCGAAAGGGGUCCAAAAUACGGUCAUUGA